GCCAAUAUUUGUGAAGCCUUCUAGCGGUGAACAUGGGGUCUCGGUGUACCCCGGUUCUUGAUUGUGUGCACCGUACUUUUAAGCCCUCAUUUAGUCAUUAGACUGUACGCGAUCAAUUCAUCGCUUGCACUGUUGCACACACAUGACCAGGCCCUUUCCCUGUCAAGUGUCGGGAUAAUGGCCCAGGCACUUCCCCUGCCGGGGUGUAUCUAUAUGUCUACGAUUUUCACAGUGCACCCCCUCGGACUCAGCAUAUCCCAGCACAUGCACUAUCAGGUCAUCUCCGAUUUGUCUACCGAUCUAGUACUUCCCAAUGGCCUGGGUGUGGUGUAUUGGAGUGAGGGCGACUGUGUCUCUGACGACGAUGUGAAAGAAGCGCUUGCUCCAUUUAAGAAUGGUCUAGCCAGAGGGUUAUUUAUGUUCGAAAGUACGCCCGUUAGCAACGUGUAUUUCAACAACGUCCGCAACAUCGUCUGCAAGGAGUUCACAAAUGUGCAGGUCCUGAGAGUGAACGACACUCUGCAAGCACGCCAGCUGCUGCACGCUUUGUCUACUUCUGAACCAAAUAGCGGCAAUAACUACAUAUAUUGACCAUGAUGGGAAAUCGGCGCUUGCCAAUGAGGGAGGUGAUUGUCAUGAUUCGAAUGAUAAUGCAUGUGGAAGGUAAUGAUGUUUGUCCUUACAAUGCCCCAAAAUGUUUAAGGCAAGUAAAUGCUUCGAAUCGCGCAG
Molecule: messenger RNA, 729 nt
Organism: Sphaeroforma arctica JP610
Lineage: Eukaryota; Ichthyosporea; Ichthyophonida
Exons: 2
Coding region: 178-591 (137 amino acids)
Source: RefSeq, a predicted model, not a curated record